Trematosphaeria pertusa is the source of this 4015-nucleotide messenger RNA. RefSeq names its product Coatomer, alpha subunit. The transcript has 8 exons. Gene Ontology annotation, molecular function: structural molecule activity; protein binding. The record is from RefSeq and is a predicted model, not a curated record. NCBI's taxonomy places the organism in Eukaryota, Fungi, Ascomycota, Dothideomycetes, Pleosporales, Trematosphaeriaceae. Gene Ontology annotation, cellular component: COPI vesicle coat. Gene Ontology annotation, biological process: intracellular protein transport; intra-Golgi vesicle-mediated transport; endoplasmic reticulum to Golgi vesicle-mediated transport. The coding region runs from base 150 to 3812 and encodes 1220 amino acids.
CAGCAGCACCAGAGUUGAGCGCGCGACAACUGUUUCUUUUCUUUUCUUUUCUGUCCUCCCUUGGCUCGCCCACGUCUGCUGCUACUCCGUCCGCCGACUGAGGUCGUCCAUUGCGCACAGGAAGCUGCGGCUUCUCCCUCACCGCCGCCAUGUCGACCCCGUCCAUGUUGACCAAGUUCGAGUCCAAGUCCUCGCGGGCGAAGGGCAUUGCCUUCCACCCCAAGAGGCCAUGGAUCCUCGUGUCGCUACACUCCUCCACCAUCCAAUUGUGGGACUACCGCAUGGGCACCCUGAUAGACCGCUUCGAAGAACACGACGGGCCGGUCCGCGGCAUAGACUUCCACAAGACCCAGCCAUUGUUCGUCUCCGGCGGCGAUGACUACAAGAUCAAGGUCUGGUCGUACCAGACUCGGCGAUGUUUGUUCACGCUGAACGGGCAUCUGGACUAUGUCCGCACCGUCUUCUUCCACCAUGAGCUGCCAUGGAUAUUGAGCAGCUCCGACGACCAGACCAUCCGCAUAUGGAACUGGCAGAACCGCUCCCUGAUAUGUACUAUGACCGGCCAUAACCACUACACCAUGUGUGCACAGUUCCACCCCAAGGAGGACCUCAUCGUUUCCGCCUCGCUCGACCAGUCCGUCCGCGUUUGGGAUAUUUCUGGCCUGAGGAAGAAGCACUCGGCGCCGACAGCCAUGUCUUUCGAGGACCAGAUGGCGCGCGCCAAUCAGAACCAGGCGGAUAUGUUUGGGAAUACGGAUGCGGUGGUGAAGUUCGUUCUGGAGGGCCAUGACCGCGGAGUUAACUGGGUUGCAUUCCACCCUACCCUUCCGCUUAUUGUUUCGGCCGGAGACGAUCGGUUGGUGAAGCUCUGGAGGAUGUCGGAGACCAAGGCGUGGGAGGUGGAUACAUGCCGAGGCCACUUCCAGAACGCGUCCGCGUGUCUUUUCCACCCUCACCAGGACCUAAUAUUGUCGGUUGGCGAGGACAAGACUAUCCGAGUCUGGGACCUUAACAGGCGAACGUCUGUGCAGUCUUUCAAGAGGGAAAAUGAUCGCUUCUGGGUGAUUGCAGCUCACCCUGAGAUCAACCUUUUCGCCGCCGGUCACGAUAACGGUGUCAUGGUAUUUAAGCUGGAACGUGAACGCCCAGCGUCAGCUGUGUACCAGAACCAGCUUUUUUACAUCACCAAAGAAAAGCAUGUCCGCAUGUACGAUUUCCAGAAGAACAUCGAAUCGCCGUCAAUGCUCUCUCUGAAGAAGCUUGGUAGCCCCUGGGUGCCUCCGCGGACGCUCUCUUAUAAUCCCGCCGAGCGAUCCAUUCUCGUCACCUCCCCGACCGACGGCGGCACGUAUGAGCUGAUCAGCCUUCCGCGCGAUGCUUCGGGAGCUGUGGAGCCUACGGACACGAAGCGCGGCUCUGGUACUUCUGCGGUUUUCGUUGCCCGAAAUCGAUUUGCGGUGUUCAGCCAGUCGAAUCAGCAAAUUGACAUCAAGGACCUUGGCAACUCCACGACCAAGACUAUCAAGCCUCCGCAUGGCACUACAGACAUUUACUUCGGCGGUACCGGUAACUUGCUCAUGAUUACUCCGACUUCGGUGGUCCUCUACGACAUUCAAGCCAAGAAGAACCUCGCUGAGCUUGCUGUAAACGGAGUCAAGUACGUUAUCUGGUCUUCCGACGGACUUCAUGUGGCGUUGUUGAGCAAGCACAACGUUACUAUUACUACGAAAAAUCUCGAGCAGGUCAGCACCUUACACGAGACCAUCCGUAUCAAGAGCGCAACCUGGGAUGACGCCGGUGUCCUACUCUACUCUACGUUGAACCACGUCAAGUAUAGUUUGAUGAACGGCGACAAUGGUAUUGUGCGAACUCUGGAACACACUGUAUACCUGGUCAAGGUCAAGGGUCGGAACAUCUACUGCUUAGACCGAGCAGCAAAGCCCAAGGUCCUCCAAAUUGAUCCGACGGAGUACCGAUUCAAGCUUGCCCUUAUCAAGCGAAACUACGACGAGAUGCUCAACAUCAUUAAGACAUCAAGCCUUGUCGGUCAGAGCAUCAUUUCGUACCUGCAGAAGAAGGGCUACCCUGAGAUUGCACUUCAGUUCGUUCAGGAUCCGCAGACACGUUUCGAACUCGCCAUUGAGUGCGGUAACCUCGAGGUUGCGGUGGAGAUGGCCAAGCAGCUUGACCGACCAAAACUCUGGCAACGUCUGAGCGCUGAAGCUCUCGCACACGGAAAUCACCAGGUCGUCGAGAUGACCUACCAAAAGCUGCGCAACUUCGACAAGCUUUCCUUCCUGUACCUCUCGACCGGAGACCAAGAAAAGUUAAAGCGCAUGGCCAAGAUUGCCGAGCACCGUGGAGACAUGACUGCUCGCUUCCAGAACGCGCUGUACUUGGGCGACGUACAGAACCGCAUCGAGAUGUUCCAGGAGAUCGACCUUUACCCUCUUGCAUACGCCACCGCGAAAGCCCACGGACUUGACGAGCAAGCUCAGUCGAUACUGGAGGCAAGCGGUCUCACCGAAGACCAGAUCAAUAUGCCGUCAGUUGGCGCUCCCCUUGCGCCGCCGAAGCCAAUCGUUCCCACAUAUAAGACGAACUGGCCGACGCGUGCUGCGUCCUCUACCGUCUUCGAGAAGGCGCUCAUGGGUGAGGUUGAAGGUGUUGGUGCCGAAGAGCCAGCAACAAACGGCUAUGGAGACGAAGAUCUCCUGGGAGAGGCUGAAGCUCCUGGUGCUGCCGCCGGCGAGCUCGGCGGCGAAGAGGAGGAUGACGUUGGUGGCUGGGAUAUGGGAGAUGAGGGUGAGGUCGAAGCUGAGGACGAUUUCGUUGAGGUGGAGGGUGCCGAAACGGGCGCCGGCAGCAGCGAAGCCGACCUAUGGGCCCGUAACUCACCGUUAGCCGCAGAUCACGUCGCCGCUGGCUCCUUCGAAACCGCGAUGCAACUCCUGAAUCGGCAGAUUGGCGCCGUCAACUUCGCUCCGCUCGAAGGACGCUUUGAAGAGAUAUACCAGGCGACACGAACCUUCCUCCCAGCCACUCCGAACAUGCCGUCGCUAGUUAACUACGUCCGGAGAACAGUGAAUGAGACUGACUCACGGAAGAUCCUUCCCAUUAUCCCACGCGAUCUAGAGUCUAUAUUGACUUCGGAGCUGCAAGCCGGUAAACAAGCGAUGGUCAAGAACCAGCUCCAAGAUGGCGUAAAUGUCUUCAAGAAGUUGCUUCACCUAUUGAUCGUCAAUGUUGUGUCUUCACAAGCUGAGCUUUCCGAGGCUAAGAAAGCCAUCCACACCGCGGCCCAAUACGCCCUCGCCAUGUCUAUUGAACUCGAGCGUCGUGCUCUCGUCCAGGGUGCGACCGACAUAUCUGGUCUCCCAGAGGACACCAAGAAGCGCGCUCUCGAGCUCUCCGCAUACUUCACCGUCCCCGAGCUCGAAGGCCCACACAAAUCUCUCCCCCUUUCUGCGGCCAUGAACUUCGCCAACAAGAAUCGGCAGCUCAACACGGCAUUGAAUUUCGCCAAUGCUCUGCUAGACCGCACAGGCAACGCGAAACUGAAGGAACAGGCUAAGAGAAUCAAGACAGUAGCGGAGCGGAAUCCUGCCGACGCUAUCGAGAUCGACUUCGACCAGUUCGCGGAUUUCGAGAUCUGCGCUGCGUCGUUUACCCCGAUAUACCAGGGCAGCCCGUCCGCCGCUUGCCCGUACGAUGGGUCGAAGUAUCAUGCUAAGUAUAAGGGUACCGUGUGCAAGAUUUGCGAGGUUUGCCAGAUUGGUGCUCCUGCGAGUGGGCUGAGGCUUGUUGGGUGAGCAAGAAGACUGAUCAUGGGAAGGAUUGUUCAGGCCAGACAUGACAAGGAUAGGCUUUCGUAGCGCAUGCGAUUGCAGGAGGAUGAAAGGGUCUCGGGCAGGGAUGCUCUGAAUGAGGGUAGAUGCAUGAUUGGGAGCGAAGGCGCGGGAAGGACCAGUGUUCCUUGAUUAUCAAAAUGCGAUAUGAGAUAAUGUUCACAACU